AUGCCCCCUCGCAAGAACAAGCAGAAGGCUGUACAAAUCGCUCCGCCAUUAAUCAUACCCGGUAGCUCGACUUACCCUGGUAAGAAGGAUGGGAAGGGGCUAGAAGCGCCUCAAUGGGAGGCAUGUCGCCGCAUGGUCGAGGGCGUGUAUAACACCACUGAGGAUGGUAUUCGGAUAGCGGAGAUCUUUUGCGACUUGCCCGAUAGGACAGACUUUUCGGAUUACUACGAGACGAUCCCGGAGCCGGAGUGCCUGAACAACGUCGCGCAAAUGCUCUCUGAUCAGGCGUUCCCGACGCCCGACAAGUUCUUUGCGCAGCUACUGCUGAUCUUUCUCAAUGCAAAGCACUACAACGAGGACGGGUCUCAACUGUACGAAGACGCAACCGACUUUGAGGAACAAAUCUGGGCAGAAUGGCGCAAAUCCGCCGCAGAGGGCAUAUUCAAGGGCGAGCCGCACCUGCCCAAAACCGAGACUCGGAAAGGCAAGAAGGGCGGACUCGAGCCUCCCAAGGCAGAAGGGCGGAACUCAGCUACUCCCGCUGCGGCCUCUCCACUUCCCGAGCCGCCCAAACCUGUCUCCGCGCAGCCCGUCGCAUCCUCGUCCCGCCCAACACGAUCAGCGCCGGUCGUCCUUCCCCAGCCACAAUCACCAAAUCACCCUCUUCCCCGAGGCCUGAGCGCGGCGGAUCGUCAGGUCGUCGCUGCGCUCGAUGCGAAGCUACCGCGGUGGUCUGGGCCAGUGGCUGUCCUGCCCGGUCCGAAGGAGGUCGGUGGGGUAAGGGGAAGUGGGUGGUGGGGCGAGGAUCAGCCUGAGUUCGAGGCGUCUCCUGCGGGACAGGGAAGUCGGUCAUCCAGAAUACGGAACGUGAUCAACGCUGUUACCGGCUACAGAGAUAAAGAUAAUCUUUGCCUUGCGGAGACGUUAGACCGUGUCCCACCACUCAUCGACCUCCCUUACCUGUCGUACUCUGGCAGCGUAUCGCUUGCGGCCAUUCGGCACAAGUCGGAUCGGGGCGAAUACCGAUCGCUCGCAGAAGCGGAUGUCGAGGUGACGCGACUAUUCGAGCGGGCUCGCCGGUGGUACCUCGAAGGAACGACCGAGUACGGCCACACCCUCAUCCUCCAGCGGCUCUACAACGCGCUCACUUCCUCUCAACCAUCCGUCUCCCCCCUCCCUAUCCCCGCCCCCUCAUCUACCAACUUCUCGACCAUCAUCGCUGGUCCCGGCCGCGCUCGCCCCACAACAGAUACCGAAAGCACCCUCGCGAUCACCCACCAAAAAGUACCCAAUAAGGACCGGAUCGGGACCCCCGAAGUCCGGCACAAGGGCGUCUCGUAUCGUCUCGGCGACUAUGUCCACCUUAUUCAUCCGGACGACGCGACCCGCCCGAUCGUAGGACAAGUGUUUAGGACAUUUGUGCCAACCAAGGGAAGCACGAGUCAUCACGUGACGGUGUGCUGGUAUUUCCGUCCAGAGCAGACGGUGCAUACGGCGGAUCGACAGUUUAUGGACCGCGAGUUGCUCAAGACGGGUCAUCUGUGUGAUCAUCCGGUAGAUGAUCUGAUUGAGAAGGUGUCGGUACAGUUUUUGUCGAAAUAUGUGCGGGGGAGGUCAAGGGCGGGAGAGUACUUUCCGGGAUGGCCCUUGUAUGUAUGCCAAUCACGCUUCAACGAUAGAUACUGGCAAACGAUACGGAUCAAGAACUGGGCAAGCUGCAUACCCGAGGAACUGCGUCAAUCGGAAUUCAUGUCUCUCGUCAACUUUGAACGCCCCAUCGAACCCCUCCUCUUCCCCUCGCCUCUACUCCCGUCAAGCGGGACCGGCAUCACAGGUCCAGGCUUCAUCGCCGAGCCCCGCGGACAAAUCACGGAAGAGGAAGACGAGGAUAAGGUAGCCCCCCCUCCCCCGGCCAAGUCAGCACCGGCGCAGCGUAGUACCCAGCCCGCCACGGCGAUGCCUGCGACCGCUUCGGGCUCGGCGAUAGCGACGCAUCGGCCCCAGACGGCAACGUCGGGCGGAUCUACCAAGACGUUUGGAGCGAUGUACGGGGGUCAGCAGGCGAUGGAUAUGAUUGCGUACAAGGAGUAUUUGCCGGUGGAGACGGCUCGCCUGUUUGACCGCGACGCGCGCCAAGCAGUGAUGUGGUUUUCCGGCCCACCACUUCCAUCAACUCAGGAAUCACAGCGGCCGACCCAUUCGCUAGCGUAUCUCGCGCAUCUGACGAAACGAAAACGAGCUCUGGCCGAUGAUGGACCAGAGCAGCCGGCUCCGCAGGCGCAUCGAAGCUAG
Molecule: messenger RNA, 2292 nt
Organism: Dioszegia hungarica
Lineage: Eukaryota; Fungi; Basidiomycota; Tremellomycetes; Tremellales; Bulleribasidiaceae
Exons: 9
Coding region: 1-2292 (763 amino acids)
Biological process (GO): chromatin remodeling
Cellular component (GO): RSC-type complex
Molecular function (GO): chromatin binding; protein binding
Source: RefSeq, a predicted model, not a curated record